UUGUUUCCUCUAUGCACUGAGCCGUUCUGUGACUUUAGAUAACUUGUGUAGGUAGGACUUGUCCCAGCUGAAGUGUUUACGUGUUAAAUAUAAAAAAUUGUUUCACGUACUCCUUUAGAUGAUGGCUCUCAAAUUACUAUUAGGUGUAAUAUUACUAUCGGUGAAUUGUUCAGCAUUAUAUGGCUCUAGCUCAGACGUUAUUGAAUUAACUGAAUCAAAUUUUGAUAAACUGGUAACUAAAGGAGAUGAAAUUUGGAUUGUUGAGUUUUUUGCACCUUGGUGUGGCCACUGUCAAUCAUUCGCCCCAGAAUAUAAAAAAGCUGCUAGUCGGUUGAAGGGUAUAGUAAAAGUAGGUGCCGUGAACGCUGAUGAGCACAACAGCCUAGCAGGUAGAUUUAGCGUACAGGGAUUUCCAACAGUAAAAAUAUUCAGCUCUAAUAAGUAUAGUCCAGAGGACUAUAAUGGCCAACGAACUGCUCAAGGAUUAAUUGAUGCUGCAUUAGCUGCUAUCAAAGCUAAAGUGAAGGGUGGAUCUUCUGGUACGAAUAAGGAAUCAAAGUCAGAUGAUGUGGUGGAACUUACAGACAGCAACUUCGAUAAGUUGGUACUUCAGUCUGAUGAUAUGUGGCUUGUUGAAUUCUUUGCCCCAUGGUGUGGUCAUUGUAAAAAUUUGGCACCUCAUUGGGCUAAGGCAGCUACAGAAUUGAAAGGUAAGGUUAAGUUGGGAGCCCUUGAUGCCACAGUCCACCAAGCUAAAGCUGCUCAGUAUGGAAUAAAAGGAUAUCCUACCAUCAAGUUCUUCAAUUCUGGAAAGAAAUCUGCUAGUUCAGUGGAAGAAUACGAUGGAGGUAGAACAUCUAGUGAUAUCAUCGCUUGGGCUAUAGAUAAACUAGCUCAAAAUGUUCCUCCACCAGAAGUCGUACAAAUUGUGGAUGAGAAAACCUUCAAAGAAAACUGUGAUAAACCUCUUUGUAUUAUUUCUGUCCUUCCACACAUCUUAGAUUGCCAGUCUGAAUGCAGAAACCAAUAUCUUCAAACAUUGACCAAAAUUGGAGAGAAGUUCAAACAGAAGAUGUGGGGAUGGUUGUGGACUGAAGCAGGUUCUCAGACAGAACUUGAAAGUGCUCUAGAUAUUGGCGGAUUUGGAUAUCCAGCUAUGGCAGUCAUGAACUCUAAAAAGUUGAUAUAUUCCAUCUUGAGGGGAUCUUUCUCAGAAACUGGAAUCAAUGAGUUCCUUAGGGAUCUCUCCUACGGAAGAGGAAAUACAGCUUCAAUUAGGGGUGGAAAAUUGCCCAAAAUAUUGAAUACAACUCCUUGGGACGGUAAAGAUGGUGAAUUGCCCCCUGAAGAGGAUAUUGAUCUCUCUGAUGUUGAUCUCAAUGAUAAGGAAGAAUUGUAAGACUUGAAAUUUCCCAGUACAUGUAUUUUUACUUUCUGUUGCUCCUUAAAAACGUUUCUAUUUAAUGUAAGUU
This is a messenger RNA of Coccinella septempunctata (seven-spotted ladybird), 1472 nucleotides long. RefSeq names its product protein disulfide-isomerase A6 homolog (gene CaBP1). The record is from RefSeq and is a predicted model, not a curated record. NCBI's taxonomy places the organism in Eukaryota, Metazoa, Arthropoda, Insecta, Coleoptera, Coccinellidae. Gene Ontology annotation, cellular component: endoplasmic reticulum lumen. The coding region runs from base 119 to 1399 and encodes 426 amino acids. The transcript is spliced from 8 exons. Gene Ontology annotation, biological process: response to endoplasmic reticulum stress. Gene Ontology annotation, molecular function: protein disulfide isomerase activity; protein-disulfide reductase activity.